AUGAUACUUAUUGAGCCAUUUCAUCUCGCUGUAAAAGAAAUUAUUCUUGCGCAGCUUAAAGCAUACAGGGAACGUCAACAAAAUCCCGAUUCAGCUACUAAACCAUCUAAGUUGUUUGCCAAAGUGGCUGAUUUUGAUGGUGUUCUAUAUUCGAUUGUUCAAGAGGACGGGAGCAAUAUUCUUUCUGUCAGUAUUUCACUCUCUUUCUUUAAAGAAAUCGAGCAGUUUGGGGAUUCAAAGUUGCUUUCACGGGAAUACGGAGAAUAUCUAAAACCUAUUGCAGACUCUGGAUGUAAUGUAACCCUAGAAUUCGAUUGUAAAAAAUUGCCUGAUAAUAUUGAAUCGAUUGCAACCAAGGCUGCACUUCUUCGAAGAAAUUGCUUUGCCAGCGUAUUCGAGUACUUUUUUGACUACCAAGUUGCUAAUGCGAGCAAUUCUUCUGCUAAAACUAUCCAAGGCACCAUUCACUUCAGAUCUGAUGAGACUAUGUUUGUCCAGGCAAUGUCUGACAGAGUGACUGUCAUCUUCAGUACAAGAUUCAAGGACGCCGAUGAUGUCGUUCUUGGAAAAGUCUUCCUUCAGGAAUUCUCUGAAGUCAAGCGUCGUUUCGAUGGUGCUCCCCAGGUCAUCUACCAACACCGAGAUCCACCCAAAGAACUUCAAGGCACCGGAGCAGCAUCUGGGGACAGUGUGGCCUAUGUGACCUUCGUGCUCUCUUCGCGUCACACGUCAAUGGCCAAUAGAGGAAAGACAAUAGAUUUGAUUCAUCUCAUGCGAACCUACAUGCACUACCAUAUCAAGUGCAUGAAAGCCUAUCUUCAGAUGCGAAUGCGGGCUAAAACAGCUGAUUUUCUGAAAAUUUUGAAUCGCGCACAUCCAGCGGCUGAUGCAACUGGAAGUAGAAACUACUGUAUCAAUGUUUCCGAUUCAUCAUCGGGAAUUCGAAUGCUGACUACAUCACCUAGGUAA
Rodentolepis nana is the source of this 969-nucleotide messenger RNA. The record is from the annotation of a GenBank genome assembly. NCBI's taxonomy places the organism in Eukaryota, Metazoa, Platyhelminthes, Cestoda, Cyclophyllidea, Hymenolepididae.